Molecule: messenger RNA, 576 nt
Organism: Lolium perenne
Lineage: Eukaryota; Viridiplantae; Streptophyta; Magnoliopsida; Poales; Poaceae
Molecular function (GO): zinc ion binding
Source: RefSeq, a predicted model, not a curated record
AUGGAGUGCGUCCACGACGGGUGCGGGAGCGUGGUCGCCUACAACGGGCUCCACGACCACGAGCUCGUGUGCCCGCACGGCCCAUGCGACUGCACAGAGGCCGGCUGCGACUUCGCCGCCUCGCCAGCAGCGCUCAUCGCCCACCUCAGAGAAAUCCAUUCGAUUUGUGUGGACAUGAUCCCCUACGGCACCACGAUGGCGUUCAUCAUCCAGGUGCUGGGACCGCCAGAGCCAAGACGUCUGGUCAUCUUCUACGGGAACGAUGGUACCGUGUCCGUCUUGCACACAUAUACGCAAGUCCAUCCGAAGAAUGGAUGCGUGCUGGCCAGCCUAUCCGUUGAGUGCGUUAGGUCGGCGGCGUGCGUGUGGCCGGAGUACAAGGUGAGUAUGUCGUCGCACGGCAAGCCAUCACCUAAUCGCUCUGAGAUCGGUUUCAUGGGCCCCAACCAUACGGCCACUAUUCGGGCGAACAGCACGACGACGCCGGGCGCCGCCAAAGCAUCGGAACUACAGUGGUCGUCGAGAUGGUUUCAACCAUGCAUGGAGCCAACUAUCUGGGUUCGCAUCGACAGGUGA